Molecule: messenger RNA, 6349 nt
Organism: Mus musculus (house mouse)
Lineage: Eukaryota; Metazoa; Chordata; Mammalia; Rodentia; Muridae
Gene: Hid1
Product: HID1 domain containing
Exons: 18
Coding region: 3822-5585 (587 amino acids)
Biological process (GO): dense core granule biogenesis
Cellular component (GO): cytosol; Golgi medial cisterna; Golgi apparatus
Source: RefSeq, a predicted model, not a curated record
AGAGGUCCAAUUUUAUUUACUGAUGGUGCCUUUAUGCAGACAGAUUGUUUUCUGAAAGUGUUUACUAUGAAAAUGUUUACAUGUAUACAGUCGUAGAGAGACUGGUUUCCUGAGUUAGUUUCUUUGCCGCUUACAGCUUUUAUUUUUCUUUAUUUUUGUAGGGCUGGGGACGGAACCCGGCAUCUCCUGCAUGCUAAGCAGGCAAUCUGUCAGCUAAGCAGCUCCCCAUGUUCCUUGGCCUUCAUUUUAAAAGUCCAGUUUAUUGAGGUGCAGUUUAUAUACAGUAAAGCUCACUCCCUUGAGGCCUAUUGUUAUGAGAAAAAUCAAACAGAAAGUUUUCAUUGCCCCACUAAGUUCCCUCCUUAUCUUUCUCAGUCCACCCUUCCCACCUCUGGCUCCCAGCAACUGCUGGCUUGCUUUCUGCUCCCACGGCUCCACCGUUCCCCGAAUGUCUAUAAAUGAUAAUAUAGUAUAUUAUAGCCAGGAGGGGGGCAGUGUAUAACUGUAAUUGCAACACUGAGGAGGUGGAAACAGGAAGAUCAGAAAUUCAAGGCCAAUCUCAGGUACAUAAAGAGUUCCAGGUCAGCCUGGGCCACAGGAGAUCCUGUCUGCAAAUAAGCAAAGAAACAAGAAAACUUUAUAUUCAGCUAAUACCUGAUCCACCAACCAACUAAGCCAGAGGCAGAUUAAUUUCUGUUAUCUUAGGCAAGCUGAAGAUUGGAAUUUGAUAGUCUCACUGGGACUCUCUUGAAAGCCCACAGGUCAGUGGUGUUGGUGCCAAGUGCUGGUCCACAGAUUCUCAGGUAUUAUUUGUUUGAGAUGGGGUCUUGCUGUGUAGCUCUGACUGGCCUGGAACCAGCUAUGUAGAACAGGCUGGUUUUGAACUCAAAGAGACCUGCCUGCCUCUCCCUCUUGUGUGCUAGAAUUAAAGGCCUGUGUUAGCAUACUUGGCUUGGUGCUAUGCUUUUUUUUUUUUUUUUAAACUGAAUAAAGAAACCAUUCAUUAUCUCAGAGUGAUUACAAAAAAAAAAGCCCUGGGGGCACACCCAGAAUUUUGUAGGGACAACAUACCUUUAGAGAAAAGCUAGAGCUACCCAAUGCUGUGGCUUGUUCUGUGAGGUAGUGAGACCAUGCCCUCUCUCUCUACCUCUACACCUGAUCCAGCUGCCUUGAUGGAGCAUACUCCUUAUUUUACAACUCCGGGAUCCCCCUUUAGAUUAAAGUCAUGUUGUUUAGAACUAUCCAGGAUUCUCAGAAACUUCUAGACACAGUAACAUGAUUGUGUGAGGGGUGGGACACAUACAUCAUACAUGGCCCUGGCUGUCCUGCUGUCCUGGCUUGCUAUGAGAUAUAUAUAUAUUAGAUAAAUACCAGAUUAUUUUGGAUUUUGCCAAUGCUGGUCUCAAACUCACUAUUCACCAAGGAUGACAGUCCCUCUUGCCUUCACCUCCUGAGUUCUGAGAUCUCAUAUGUGGAUCAACUAUUUUUAUUGGGUUGUCAGCUAUUACUCUUAAUUUAAUAAUUAGAGUGCUUGCCUAACAUCCAAGAACCUCUUGGUUCAAUCUACAGCACCCCAUAAUACCAAGGGUGAUCAUGGAACCUGUGACCUUGGUACUUGGGAGAUGGAUUAAAAAAUUCAUCACCAGUAACAGUGAGUUCGAGGCAAGCCUACGAUAAACUCCUCACAAAACAAACACAGUGUACUAGGCUAUACCAUGGGUAAACUCCUUUCUUCUGAAACCAGGAUCUGUGAUGUUUAUGUCAUGUCCUCUACACUUCAAAGAGUUCUCAGGGAAGCCAGGGAGCUAGAUAAGCGUCAAGACCCAAGGGAUUUUUCACUGCUGAGCUGCCUUCCUGGAACAGGGACACUGAGUCAGCCCAUCCUUCCACACAAGCAAGAGCUAAACCUUUUAAGGGUUAGAAUAACUUCAAGGCUAGACACGUGGAUUUGAUAGGUCAGAAAGAGAAGCAAACAGAAAGAAAGGAAGGGAGGAAGAAAGAAAGGAGAGGAGAGGAGGGGAGGGGAGGGGAGGAGAGGAGAGGAGAGGAGAGGAGAAAAAGAAAAGAAAAGAAAGGAAAGGAAAGGAAAAGAAAAGAAAAGGAAAGGAAAGGAAAGGAAAGGAAAGGAAAGAAAAGAAAAGAAAAGAAAAGAAAAGAAAAGAAAAGAAAAGAAAAGAAAAGAAAAGAAAAGAAAAGAAAAGAAAAGAAAAGAGAAAAAGCAAGCAAGCUCAGAUAGCAACAAUAGUAGGAAAGCAUGAACAUCAGGUAGAGAGGAUUGGAGGAGAAACUGCGGGUCUGAGCAGGAAUGAAGAAUGAAGGUGGAGGCAGGAGAUGAGAUACCAGGAGGGUUUCAGUCUUGCGGACUGAGGAUCGAGGACAACACUCAGUUGCAGACGAAAGGACCAGGAGUUGGGUUCCACGGAGAACUCCGGACUUCUUCUUGGAGGCCUGAGCGGCAGGUGCAGAGGCGGGGCCUCGUGGGGGCGGAUCUAAAGGCGGAGCCACAGGGGCGGGGCCGACGCCUGCGGCAGGCGGGGUUCGCAGCUUCGCUCCCCAGAGAGCAGCCGGGGCUGCGGAGCUGGAGCUGGAGUCACAGCCGGAGCCCGCGGCAGAGUCGGAAUCCGGGGUCGGGCUGGAGCGGGGUCCAUCGACAUGGGAUCCGCAGACUCCAAGCUGAACUUCCGGAAGGCGGUGAUCCAGCUGACCACCAAGACGCAGGGCUCAUCUGUGACUGUUGGGAAAGGUGUAACUCUGGAUACUGGAUCCCCCUGUAGCCCGUGGAAGCCACCGACAAUGCUUUCUGGGACCAGUUCUGGGCAGACACCGCUACCUCGGUGCAGGAUGUCUUUGCGUUGGUGCCGGCAGCAGAGAUCCGGGCUGUGCGAGAGGAGUCACCCUCUAACCUGGCCACGCUGUGCUACAAGGCUGUGGAGAAGCUGGUGCAAGGAGCAGAGGGUGGCUGCCACUCUGAGAAGGAGAAACAGGUCGUCCUGAACUGCAGCCGGCUACUCACCCGAGUGCUGCCUUACAUCUUCGAGGACCCCGACUGGAGGGGCUUCUUCUGGUCCACAGUGCCCGGGGCAGGGCGUGGAGGGGUCUGUGGGCCUGGCCAAGGGGGGGUUGGAGGAUCCUGGCAGGGCCACCUGUUUUUAGGAAGUAUAGGGAUGGGGACUUAGAGGUAGGGUACCACUGAGGGGGAAGGAGCCAGUACCAACUUUUCAGGCCUUCGGUUUCUCUCCCAAGGGGCCUAGAGCAGGGGUGCAGGGAUAGGCCCAUUAUGUCUUUAGAAGGACCACACUAUCUUCUCCCAGGCCCCAUCUACUCAGGGCUUUAUCUUCAGUCAAGUGCCAAGGGUUGAGACCUCAUGAUUCCCAAGAUGUCCAGUACCCCUGGUGGGACAUUUCUCAUUAUGCCCAGUGUUUGCCUCUGCCCUGCCCUCUUCUGGCAAAGGGAGGUUUGGGGUGAGCAGGAAGUCACUUCCUCUUUCCCUCCACUUUGUCUACCUACAUGUGCCCGCUGAGACCCAGUCCCAUAUUCACGACACCCCCAAGCCGUGGGGCCACCUCUCCUUGGCCAGCCCCCCACUGAGCAGCCUGCAUCUUUAGCAGGGUGAGGAAGAGGAUGAGAACGCUCGUCCCUUGGCUGAGUCCUUGCUCCUGGCCAUUGCCGAUUUGCUCUUCUGCCCAGACUUCACUGUGCAGAACCACCGGAGGAACGACGUGGACUCAGCAGAAGAUGUCCAUUCCCUGGACAGCUGUGAAUAUAUCUGGGAGGCUGGUGUGGGCUUUGCUCAUUCCCCACAGCCCAACUACAUCCAUGACAUGAACCGGAUGGAGCUGCUGAAGUUACUGCUCACGUGCUUCUCAGAGGCCAUGUACCUGCCCCCAUCUCCAGAGAGUGGCAGCACCAACCCCUGGGUUCAGUUCUUUUGUUCCACGGAGAACAGACACGCGCUGCCCCUCUUCACUUCACUCCUCAACACCGUGUGUGCCUAUGACCCUGUGGGCUACGGGAUCCCCUACAACCACCUGCUCUUCUCGGACUACCGGGAGCCCCUGGUGGAGGAGGCUGCUCAGGUGCUUAUUGUCACCUUGGACCAUGACAGUGCUACCAGCACCAGCCCCACCGUGGACGGCACCACCACGGGCACAGCUAUGGAUGAUGCUGAUCCUCCAGGGCCCGAGAACCUGUUUGUGAACUACCUGUCCCGAAUUCAUCGUGAGGAGGACUUCCAGUUCAUCCUCAAGGGGAUCGCUCGGCUGCUGUCCAAUCCCCUGCUCCAGACCUACCUUCCCAACUCCACCAAGAAGAUCCAGUUUCACCAGGAGUUGCUUGUUCUCUUCUGGAAACUCUGUGACUUCAACAAGAAAUUCCUCUUCUUUGUACUGAAGAGCAGUGACGUGCUGGAUAUCCUGGUUCCUAUCCUCUAUUUUCUCAACGACGCCCGGGCAGAUCAAUCUCGGGUGGGCUUGAUGCACAUCGGGGUCUUCAUCCUGCUGCUCCUGAGUGGGGAGAGGAACUUUGGGGUACGGCUGAACAAGCCCUACUCAGUGCGCGUGCCCAUGGACAUCCCGGUCUUCACAGGCACACAUGCAGAUUUGCUCAUUGUGGUAUUCCACAAAAUCAUCACCAGCGGUCAUCAGCGGUUGCAACCCCUCUUCGACUGCCUGCUCACCAUUGUGGUCAACGUGUCUCCCUACCUCAAGAGCCUGUCCAUGGUGACUGCCAACAAGCUCCUGCAUCUGCUCGAGGCCUUCUCGACCACCUGGUUCCUCUUCUCGGCAUCUCAGAACCACCAUCUGGUCUUCUUCCUUCUGGAGGUCUUCAACAACAUUAUCCAGUACCAGUUUGAUGGCAAUUCCAACCUGGUCUAUGCCAUCAUCCGUAAACGUGCGGUCUUCCACCAGCUGGCCAACCUGCCCACUGACCCACCCUCCAUCCACAAGGCACUUCAGCGGCGGCGGAGGACACCAGAGCCCCUGUCCCGUACUGGUUCCCAGGAGGGAACGUCCAUGGAGGGAUCCCGCCCUGCUGCCCCUGCAGAACCAGGCACCCUUAAGACUAGCCUGGUGGCCACUCCAGGCAUCGACAAGCUGACAGAGAAAUCCCAGGUAUCAGAGGACGGCACCUUGAGGUCUCUAGAGCCCGAAUCCCAGCAAAGCUCAGCAGAAAACAGCCCAUCUGAUGGGGAGUCCAGCCAAACAUGGAGAGAGCAACGGAGAUUGUCCAAUGCAUCAGCCAGUGGCCAGUGGAGCCCAACAUCAGAUUGGAUCUUGUCCUGGAAGUCAAAGCUGCCGCUGCAGACCAUCAUGCGCCUGCUGCAGGUCCUGGUUCCCCAGGUGGAGAAGAUCUGCAUUGACAAGGGUCUGACGGAUGAGUCUGAGAUCCUGAGAUUCCUGCAGCACGGUACCCUAGUGGGGCUUCUGCCUGUGCCCCACCCCAUCCUUAUCCGAAAGUACCAGGCGAACUCGGGGACUGCCAUGUGGUUCCGUACCUACAUGUGGGGCGUUAUCUAUUUGAGGAAUGUGGACCCACCUAUCUGGUAUGACACUGACGUGAAGCUGUUUGAGAUCCAGCGGGUGUGAGGAUGUCGACUUGAGGGAAUAGGGCCGGAAGAGCUGGUUCUAGUCCCCAGUGCUCCCAAACCCAUUGUUCUGAGCUUAAAGAUCCAUUAUCAGGGUGUGGGGCGAGCAGAGUAGUUGGUCCUGGAUGGCAGGUCCCAGGUGCCCAUUGUGGCUGGAGACACAGGGAUUUAAAAAAAAAAGUGCCCCUCUGCCCUCCAGGCUGUUCUAGGAGCCUCUUGUCUCCUCCAGAGAUACAACCCCAUCAGAACCCCUGCCCACUCUGGCUCCUCCUCCAAGACCUGCCCUUGUGCUGCCUGCUCCCAGAAGCUGUCAGGUCACUGUGCCCUAAUGGGUUGUCUCAAAAAGGAGCCAUGUGCUGCCCCGUGAGGGCACCUGGUCAUGGUAAAGGGAGUUCUGGCUACCUAGUCUGAGACUUCUGUUCCAGGCGUCCCUUUUGCCAGCGCCCUGGUUGGGAAGAGCGACUCAGCCGCUAGUGAAGAAGGCUGGAGGCUGACGCUUGUGAAGCAGGACCGUGGAGUGUGCUUUAGGGGCUUGGAGUAGGGUAUCGAGAGUGCCCUGUUACUGUCCGGGGUCGGGGGAAUCUGCCUGGCUGGUGGAGCCUGAAGGAUGUCGGUGUCCCUGCCUUAUCUGCGGCCUGGGUGGUGGGAGUUACACUCUAUGAGCCCCAGCUCUGGCCUCCCGGUCGCCCUUGCCUCCCCUGUGUCAGUACAAUCUUUGCUCUGUACAAUCGGCCACUUUACACAAUAAAAUGUCCCUCCCAGUGC